AUGGCGAAGUCUCUCGUCCUUGGUCGGGAUGGCUCCGAUUUCGCGCCUGCAGUGCUGAUGCACGUGCGGGAUGGGACGGUGCUGCAGCGCGCCGCCUUCAACUACUCAAGCUGGGUCAAGACGAAGCACCGCAAUUCCAAUCCAAUGCAGUACCCCCAGCAUCCGCGUAACUGCAUUGAGACAGUAGAGGACGUUAUCAGUGCAGCGUUGAAGGCAGCUGGUGCGGCGGCGCGGGGGCGUGCGGUUGGGUUCGCUUUCGAUAGAACAAGGAACCUACCAUGCAUAGUCGACGAAACCUGCGCGCCUCUCGCCCUUCGGCCCUCUCUCACCGAUAACCCGAACACUAUGUAUGCGUUCUGCAAGAACCACAUCUCUGUGAAGGGGGAGGGUACUGCAGUCCAUGAACCAGCGCCCAACAGCACUCCUGAAUACGCCUUCUGCGGAGACACCAACUUCUUCGAGUGGUUCUGAUUCAAGGUGCUGCACGUGAUCUACAGCGAGGAGAAGGUGUCACAGGUUGUGUAUGUCAUUGUGGAGUGCAGCGAGUGAUUUCCAGCCUUUUUCGCUGACGCCACAUCGUUUCCCCAGCUCAUACCCGCCCGCACAGAGGGCGGAGACAAGAAGAUGUGGUACGAGGGCUAGGGCGGAUUCUCUCCACGCAACUUCUUUUACGAGUUACACCCGCGCGUGGGGCCCUUCUGGUUCCGCAUGAGCGACGCUACGGAGACCAUCGGCAUGCUAGUAGGGUUGGCGAGCGAAGAGUGGGCGCGACAUCCUGGUUUGAGUGUGAGGGUGGCUGUGACGGGCGGUGUCAGCGAUGCUUUCCUGGACGGCGUUGGUGUGGGGCAACAAACCAUGCCGGUUUGCACGUAUCAUGAGAAAGUCGAUGUGCGACAGGAUGGACAUGGAUCCCAGCGUUCUCGGCUACCGCCGUGUGAGGGGGAUUUGUGAGCAGGCUGACAGUUCUAUCACGUCACACCUUAGUGGCAUAGAGACUGGGGAGUCCGUGUACGGUGACGUCGUGGCGUGGUUUUCUGAACUGCUCGAGUACCCCUCUGCACGACUCAUUGCCAAUGCGACAUUGCUGAGCGAGGCUACUGAGGCAGAGCUGAUGCGACAGAUCCGGGACAAAGUGCUGACCGCUCUUAGCGAAAAGAUGCCCGUCGGGUUCAGCUAAGUGAGAACACGGUGUGCGCCCUGGACUGGUUCAAUGGCCGGUGCACCGCUGAUGCCAACCAGAACCUCAAAUCGGCGAUCAGGCGGCCUUAUUCUUGGAAACGAGGCACCAAGUGGGUCUCGCGGGUUGAUGAAGGCAGUAGAAUAGAGAUCGCACGCCAUCGUAGAACGCCUUCGCUGAGAGGGCGUCUGCAUUGUUGACGUCAUUGCAGUUGAUGACAGUGCCAAGAAGUUGCUAUUGACUCUUUGAGUCCUUGGGGAAAUGCUGAACAUGCCUAUCACCGUGUGGGAAAGCGCGCAAUACUGUGCGUUGGUGUCCGUGAUUGCCGCCUCCACGGCUGCGGUGUGCUAGAAGAGUAUCUCUGAGGCAAAGAAGAUGGUGAGCAGUACUUCUACAGCGUGCAUGUGAUGCCCAGAAUCGGCCAAGGUGCUCACUCGAGUGACUGCGCGCAUAUGUCGGGCACAUCACCACCUCUCUCUUUAUGUUUCCAUUUCGACGGGACGUGUGCGAUGUCUUUGCACCUCUUGUGCACCUUACAAGGCAACGCCGGGCGUAAUCCAUUUUCAUCUCAGCUUAGCACCUUUCCCCCUGUUCCGUUACUUGCACAGUGUGCGGCCAUUUCGUAG
Leishmania braziliensis MHOM/BR/75/M2904 is the source of this 1803-nucleotide messenger RNA. The record is from the annotation of a RefSeq genome assembly. Lineage: Eukaryota; Euglenozoa; Kinetoplastea; Trypanosomatida; Trypanosomatidae.